CCUGCCUUACUUCCAUACCACUGACUCAGUACUCCCCCCUCCCCAUAUCCUCCUCCUCUCCUCUCCUUGUCUGUCUCUCCCACUCGCAUCCUCCUCCGGUCCACCGCCGAUCUGCCUCCAUGUCCCGUGCCGCCGCCGCCACCGUCUGCUCCAUGUGCGGCGACGUCGGCUUCCCCGAGAAGCUCUUCCGCUGCGCGCGCUGCCGCCACCGCUUCCAGCACUCGUACUGCACCAACUACUACGGCGACGGCGCGCCGGCCUCCGCCGGCUCCGACACGUGCGACUGGUGCCUCGGCGACGUGGCCGCAGGGAAGGCGAGGUGGUCGCCGUCGCCGUCGCCGUCCGCGGCCGGGAAGCAGCACGCCGCAGGCAGCCAGGAGUCGUCGUCCACCACGAGCUCCAGCGGCGGCAGCGGCCGUGGCGGGAAGCAGGCCGGCAGCGGCGACCACCAGCACCAGCAGGCCGAGGCCGCCGGGCGGCGGGCGACGACGACGACGACCAGGGUGGCCGGCCGCAGGUACAAGCUGCUCAAGGACGUCUUGUGUUAGUAGUUGACUAGCUGUAGCUAGCUAGGUCAUGGGCCUCACGACCUUGGUGAUGAACGAAGUCUACCAUCGCGAAGAUUCUAGAUAAUACUAGAUCGCGACGGAGCCGCGCGGCAGUAUUAAGUAGGACUAGCGAGCGAGUAGUUGUAUGACCUAGUAGUAUAGUAACCCAGUUAGCUGGCCUGAUGCGUGUGCGUGUAUAUACUAUGUGUGCUUCUGUAUAUGUAUGUUUAAUUUGCUUGGAUUAGGAAUGGUUGUUAGCCAGUUUCUUAUCUAGAAGUAUGUUCUUCUAUUCUAUAUAUAUGCAUGGAACCUUGGCUUGAUGGUUUCCUCUUUAUAAAUAUCUUAUGCUUCUUCUAGUAGUA
Messenger RNA from Panicum virgatum (switchgrass), 910 nucleotides. RefSeq lists its product as uncharacterized. NCBI's taxonomy places the organism in Eukaryota, Viridiplantae, Streptophyta, Magnoliopsida, Poales, Poaceae. The transcript is spliced from 2 exons. The record is from RefSeq and is a predicted model, not a curated record. Bases 120 to 548 code for a protein of 142 amino acids.